UUCUUGAGAGAGAGAGAGAGUGUAUGUAUACAUAUAUUCACAUAUAUAUAUAUAUAUAUGCUCUCCUCUCACACUCAACAAAAACGCAUAAAGUCAGAAACCAACUGAAACUAGAACCACCGUGUAUCAUCAACAAUCACUAUGUGCAAUCCCAAUUCCCUUCCCGACCACAAGCCCCCAUCGCCGGCUCCGGCGCCGGCGCCGGCGCAGCAGUGCCACCUGUAUCUCGAUCUGAUAUCAGCAGUCCCGGCCCUCAAACGCCAAGAAACCACCGCCACCAAAAAGGCAGCAGCAGUCGCCGGCCUGCCCAUGGUAUUGGCAGAAACCAAAGCUCUUCUAAAUCUGGCUCUCCCCAUAGCCUUGACAGCCCUAAUUCUCUACUCACGCUCCAUGCUUUCUAUGCUCUUCCUGGGCCACCUCGGCGACAUUGAACUGGCCGCGGGGUCCCUCGCCAUAGCCUUCGCCAAUAUCACGGGCUACUCAGUCCUGUCCGGGCUGUCCCUCGGAAUGGAGCCUCUCUGCGCGCAGGCCUUCGGGGCCCAACGCCCAAAGCUGCUUUCUCUCACCCUUCAGAGGUCUGUCAUUUUCCUGUUGGUUUGUUCAGCUCCGAUUGCUUCUCUGUGGCUCAACAUUUCCACGAUUUUCCAGUAUUUGCACCAAGACCCCUGUAUUACCAAAUUGGCCGGGACAUAUCUUGCUUUCUCGCUCCCUGAUCUUGUUGCGAAUUCCUUUAUCCACCCCAUAAGGAUUUACCUUCGGGCUCAAGGAAUCACCCAUCCCCUGACCCUGGCUUCCCUCGUCGGGGCGGCUUUCCAUUUGCCGAUCAACUACCUGCUCGUCUCCCGGCUCGGCCUCGGCGUGGCGGGGGUCGCGGCGGCCUCCGCCGCGUCCAAUUUGGUGGUGCUGGUGGCGCUGGUGGUCUACAUUUGGGCACGUGCUCUGCACGCUCCAACGUGGACGAAGCCGAGCCUCAAGUGCCUGACGGGGUGGGCGCCGAUGGUGCGGCUGGCGGCGCCGAGCUGCGUGUCGGUGUGCCUGGAGUGGUGGUGGUACGAGAUCAUGAUAGUGCUGUGCGGGCUGCUGGUGGACCCCAAAGCCACGGUGGCGUCGAUGGGGGUUCUGAUCCAAACGACGUCGUUGCUCUACGUGCUGCCGUCUUCGCUGAGCCUGGCGGUGUCGACCCGGGUCGGGAACGAGCUCGGGGCGAGCCGGCCGGACCGGGCCCGGGUCGCGGCGAUCGUGUCCAUCUUUCUGGCCGGCAUGAUGGGCUUAUCCGCGAUGACGUUCGCUACGUCGAUGCGGAAUCUGUGGGCCCGGAUGUACACGGAUGACGUGGACAUUCUGCGGCUGACGUCGGCGGCGCUGCCAAUCCUGGGGCUGUGCGAGCUCGGGAACUGCCCGCAGACGGUGGGCUGCGGCGUCGUCCGGGGGACGGCGCGGCUGGCGACGGCGGCGAACGUGAACCUCGGGGCGUUCUACCUGGUGGGGAUGCCGGUGGCGGUUGGGCUGGGGUUCUGGUUGGGGGUGGGGUUUCGUGGGCUGUGGAUUGGGCUGCUGUCGGCCCAAGUGUGCUGCGCUGGGCUCAUGCUGUAUGUGGUGGGGACCACAAACUGGGAGUACCAGGCCGUCAGGGCCCAGCUGCUCACGUGCGGGGGAUGUGGCGAGGCACCCUUGCCACGUGAGGAUGGUGGUGACGAGAAUGACGCCCACUCCUUGAUUUCUCUAAAGCUGACGUCACUCUCACUCUGCUGAUCACUGAUUUAUUUCUUUUUUUUUUGGGUUUUUGGAGAUUCAAAUGGAUUUUUGUAAAAAUGGAAUUAUAUUGUUAGAAGAAAUCCCUCCAGGAAUGGAAUUCGAUAUAUGAAUUAUUGUUGUUACUAUCAUUAUUAUUAGAUGAACAUGGAGUGAUAGUAUAUGUGUAUUAUGCCAAUACAAGUAAGUCAUCCA
This is a messenger RNA of Andrographis paniculata, 1947 nucleotides long. Its product is annotated as protein DETOXIFICATION 52-like. The record is from RefSeq and is a predicted model, not a curated record. Gene Ontology annotation, biological process: xenobiotic detoxification by transmembrane export across the plasma membrane. The coding region runs from base 142 to 1752 and encodes 536 amino acids. The transcript has a single exon. Gene Ontology annotation, molecular function: xenobiotic transmembrane transporter activity; antiporter activity. Lineage: Eukaryota; Viridiplantae; Streptophyta; Magnoliopsida; Lamiales; Acanthaceae. Gene Ontology annotation, cellular component: membrane.